AUGAAAGACUCGCAGUGGAAACAUCAUAUUUUGGACAUUUACAGCACACCCAAGCAGCUCAUGAAAUAUGGCGACAGUCCCGGCCACUGUAUCGUCUGUGCCGACUUCGAUGGCGACGGCGACGACAAGUUCCUCCUGGCUUUGUUCGGCUCUCUCGAUCGCGACAAGGAUUUGUAG
Molecule: messenger RNA, 177 nt
Organism: Colletotrichum orchidophilum
Lineage: Eukaryota; Fungi; Ascomycota; Sordariomycetes; Glomerellales; Glomerellaceae
Exons: 2
Coding region: 1-177 (58 amino acids)
Source: RefSeq, a predicted model, not a curated record